Molecule: messenger RNA, 1689 nt
Organism: Klebsormidium nitens
Lineage: Eukaryota; Viridiplantae; Streptophyta; Klebsormidiophyceae; Klebsormidiales; Klebsormidiaceae
Source: the annotation of a GenBank genome assembly
AUGGUGGUCGCGAGGCAAGUAGUCGCUGAGAGCCGUACAGAAAUCCCAAGAGAAGGCUGCAUUACUGCCGCUGUGUGGCUGAUUGCACCAGACAGUGCAAUGGCCCCCGGCAUGGAGAUCGACGCUGCCAAGUUUGAUGCGGAGAUAGGAAGCUUGCAGCAGCUGCCCGCGGCAAUGAACAACAACGGGAACCUGUUCAGGCCCCUUUCCAGCAACGUCUAUGUUGAGGAGGUGGAGAAGCUCAGGAGUGCUGGCAAGAUUGCCCCGAUGACCAUCUUGUACGACCCCAACAAGACGCUGCUCCACCUGUUCGCGUGGAGCAGCACGGUGACCAAAAUCGUGUUCAGCAGCCCCUUCUUCUGGCUUCUGAUGACAAUGAACGUUGUGCUGAGCAUCGUUUACUACACCGCGCUCGGCAACUCGGAGAGUGUCGACUUCUUUGUGGACGCGCAUGGCUGGCCCUGGAUGAGCAGCUUCAUCUACGGUUUCUUCGGCGGGCUCGUCACCUUCAUGGUCGUCAUUCACGCGGGCGACUGCUAUGCCAGAUUCUUCCAGCAGUACAACACGGUGCGCGCUAUCGAGAUCAACAUUAACACCGUGAUCAACAUCCUGCGCACGCACCUGCCCAACGAUGUCUUUGACGGCGCCAACGAGCUGCGUGCGACUGUUGCGCGCUGGGUAGUGGCACAGGUGUAUCUGGGUUUCGGCUGGCUGCCGUCGUACCGCGAGAACGGCGUCGACGAGUGGGCGUGGGCCAAGGUCAACGAGUACGGCCUCAUCAGCGCUUCAGAUAGGGAGGCGCUCAUGAAGGUGCCCGUUGGGGAGUACCCCAUCACCGAGAUCACGACGAGCUGCAGUCAGCUGCUGUGGGAGUACGUGAAGGCGGGCAAGAUUGGCGAUAACGUGGCGGCGGAGCUGGGGGGCCAGAUGAGGGACAUCCAGAAUAACUUCUUCGCCCUUUAUGCAACCACCGAACAGCCGGUGCCGUUUGCGAUGUACCACUACAUCAGCCUGGUAAACAAUUUGUGGCUGCUCCUGUUGGCGUACCAGUGGAUCUUCUACAGCUACUACUGGGGCAUCUUCGCGUGCUUCCUCAACGUCUACGCCUUCCUCGGCCUGCGCGAGCUCGCCAACAACCUCGCCGAGCCCUUCGGCAGCGACGAGAGCGACAUCCCGGUGUUCGAUUUCGUGGUCAAGUGGCACACCCGGGUCGACAACUUCAUCCACCUGCCCGUCAAGUUUGGCGAGCCGCUGAUCUCCCGUCAUGAGAGUGGAGUAUCACAAUGAAAACACCUCGAUGCCUUUGAUUAGUUGCCCUAGUUCGUUAGGUUUAGAUAGGGGAACAAACACUUAAUCGACGGUCCAAAAGGUAGUGCUUCGAUUUGGUUGAGGUCUUCACUUUUGUUGGUAACUAUAGGUGCUAGUGAUACAGGGGCUAUCUAAUUGCGACGGCCACAAGUGUCGUCAGUUGGUUCAUGAUCGUAGCAUUUAUGAGGCUAAAGUUCCAUGGAAGCCCACGGUCCGGAUGCGGUAGAGAUAGAUGUUACAAACGGUUGCUUUUUGGUUUGAGGUUUGGAAAUCCAUGCCCGUAUCUCUAAUGUGCGACAGUAUACCUCUACUGCCAAGUUGCGCUGAUAUAGCACUUCUGGGCGUUGUCAACCUCCUUCAUGGUAUUAGUGCCUUGUCAAC